AUGGUUGCUAUUCAUGAGAUCCUAAAAAAACCACCUGGCGCUUGGAAAGUCGUGGUGGUAGAUGAACACUCAAAUAAGAUUUUGGAAUCGGCCUGUAAGAUUUUUGACAUCUUGGAAGAGAAAGUUACUUUGGUGGAAAAUUUAGAAAAACCACGUCAGGCUUAUCAAAGUUUAGACGCAGUUUACAUAAUUGCACCUACUCAGGACUCAAUUAGUAGAGUAAUUGAAGAUUAUUCAAAAAAUAAAUUAUACGCUGGUGCACAUUUAUGCUUCGUAUCUCCACCCGAUGAACAUAUCAUAUCAAGAUUAAAGCAAUCAUUACCUAACAUGAAAUCGCGCAAAGAUCUUUACAUCGAUUUUCAUGCUAAAGAAGCACAUGUAUAUUCUUUCGAAUCACCAUUAAGUUUCUUUAGAUUAUUUUCACCUCAAGAACAAGAUAAUUUCGAACCAGAAUUGAGGAUCCUUGCCAAACUAUGUGUAUCGUUGGGAGAAAAUCCACUUAUUCGUUAUCAAAGAGGACUUGAAGCAGAUCAUCCAGCCAAAGCAUUAUCAUUUAAAUUAGCGAUGUUAUUACAAUCUGAAUUAGAUCAAUAUGUUAAAUUGAAUCCAGUGAAUCCUUUCCCAGUACACGACCCACCACGUCCACGAGCAAUUUUAUUCAUAUUAGAUCGAACAAUUGAUAUGUAUACACCAUUACUUCACGAAUUUACAUAUCAAGCUAUGGCCAAUGACCUUUUACCAAUAGAUAAUGGACAAAAAUAUACAUAUAAUUAUAUUGGGGAUGAUGGAGAACCAGCCACCAAAGAUGCAAUUUUAGAUGAGAGUGAUAAUAUAUGGGUUGAUAUUAGGCAUCGACAUAUGAAAGAUUGUAUUGAUAAAUUGAUGAAAGAUUUUAAUUCAUUUUUGGGUGAACAUGCGGGAUUUACUGAUAAAGAUAAGGCAGCUAAUUUAAAUGAAAUGAAAAGAAUGUUGGCAACUUUACCACAAUUUCAAAAUAUGAAGGAAAAAUUUUCUGUUCAUCUUAAUAUUGCACAAGAAUGUAUGUCAGUAUUUGAAAAAGAAAGACUUGAUGAAAUAGCUAAUGUCGAACAGAAUUGCUCUACUGGUUAUACUCCGGAUGGUCAACAUCCAAAAACAUUAGUAGAAGAUAUGGUGCCUUUAUUAGAUAAUCCUGUAGUGAGUUUAAGCACCAAAGUUAGAAUGCUUAUGUUAUAUAUAAUGUAUAAGAAUGGUAUCUUAGAAGAAGAUAGACGUAAAUUAUUGGCUCACGCAAGAAUUUCACAUAAAGAAAAUGAUGCUAUUAAUAAUUUGAUAUAUUUCGGGGUUAAAUUAAUUAGGGUUCCUAUUAAAAAACCUAAAAAAUAUCGACAAAAGCCAGGAGAUGAUCAUUAUGAAAUUUCUAGAUAUGUUCCGAAAUUAAGCCUUAUAUUGGCGUCUGAAAAUCGAGCGGGUCGCAUAAUAGUAUUUAUAGCUGGUGGUGUAACUUAUUCCGAACUUCGUUCUGUUUAUGAACUUUCAGCGAAACAUAGUAUGGAUGUGGUCAAUUUAUCAUCUAUUCCUCCUCAUACUCCUAAUCGUCCCGGUGUAAGUGGAGGUGGAAAUACUGCAUAUAAUCAUUCAUCAUAUAAUACAUCACCCGGAUAUAGACCACCACCGCAACAGCAACAACAUCAUCAACAACAUCAUCCACAAUAUCAACAACAUCAACAAUAUCAACAACCACCACAAGGUGGAUAUGUACAAUAUUCUAGACAAAGUCCACAAAACCCACAAAAUGUUGCAUAUCAAAAUUAUCCACCACCAAAUAGUGCACCCGCGGGAAGUCAACAAUUCUCUCCCAACAGACCUUCAUCAAAUCCUCCUUCCUCCGAGAGAACAAAUAAACAAAAACAUAAUAUUUUCAAAUUCUAG
Molecule: messenger RNA, 1911 nt
Organism: Diversispora eburnea
Lineage: Eukaryota; Fungi; Glomeromycota; Glomeromycetes; Diversisporales; Diversisporaceae
Source: the annotation of a GenBank genome assembly